ACAACUCACAACUCACGAGUCACGAGUUAUUAAAUCUUCAUCUUCAUUAAAUAAAUUAUUCACUCUCUCUCUCUCUCUCUCUCUCUCUCUCUCUCUCUCUCUCUCUCUACGCGCAAUCGCAAUGACCAGUUCUUCAGCUGCUUCUCGCAAGACUCUCAGUAAGAUUGCCUGCAAUAGGCUCCAGAAAGAACUCCUCGAGUGGCAGGUUAAUCCCCCAACUGGUUUCAAACACAAAGUCACCGACAAUCUCCAAAGGUGGGUUAUUGAAGUGGCUGGAGCUCCUGGGACACUUUACACCAAUGAGACCUAUCAGCUUCAGGUUGAUUUUCCUGAGAAUUAUCCUAUGGAAGCUCCACAGGUGAUAUUCUUGCAUCCGGCUCCGUUGCAUCCUCACAUCUACAGCAAUGGCCAUAUUUGUUUAGAUAUAUUAUAUGAUUCAUGGUCUCCUGCAAUGACUGUUAGUUCUAUCUGCAUUAGCAUACUGUCAAUGCUUUCAAGCUCAACUGCAAAGCAACGCCCUGAAGAUAAUGAUCGCUAUGUAAAGAACUGCAGAAACGGAAGAUCGCCAAGGAGACAAGGUGGUGGUUCCAUGAUGACAAAGUAUGAUAACUAGUUAUCACUAAUAAGUUCACAAAACCAGAGUAGAGGAUUAUCCUUCUAAAUGGAAUAUCAAGUCAUGGAAGAAAAAAAAAACAUAAUGAGAGACCAAGAUCCCUUUAUUUAAAUGGAUAAUUACUCUCCUGUAAAUUAAAAUUGCCCGGUAAUUUGUAAAGGAAGAGGAAAUCAGGAAACUAUGUGAGCAAAUUUGAAGAUCAAACAAACUCGGAACAUUGUUGUUAAUCUCAUUGAUAUUUGGAUGUGGAUAUAGAUGGCUGAUUAACCCUCAUAUUUGGUGAAUCGUGUUUAAUGUUUUUCUCUGACUUAUAUGUGUUCUCUAAUUGACAAUAUACAUGCAUAAUAUUUGUGGCUUCAA
Trifolium pratense (red clover) is the source of this 973-nucleotide messenger RNA. RefSeq names its product probable ubiquitin-conjugating enzyme E2 16. Lineage: Eukaryota; Viridiplantae; Streptophyta; Magnoliopsida; Fabales; Fabaceae. The record is from RefSeq and is a predicted model, not a curated record.